AUGAAGACCGCCACCUUUGUUGCCAUCCUAGGCGCCACGCUCGCCAGCGCUGCUACUUGUUAUUACACCGGCGAAAGAGCUACUGCAGACUUGAUCAAGUACCAUUCAAAACGGGCUUGCGAAGGUUACGACGGGAAGAGAGGUGCUUUCCAAGGCAUCUUCUUGACAAACGAGGUGAAAUUCGCUUGUGUCAACCUUCAGAACGAUAUCAAACUCGAGAUGUGGGUCACAAACGAAAACAGUCGGCAAUCGUUCGACCUCAACGAUGGAGACUGCACGAAGGAAUUUGCCAAUCUCAUGAGAGACUGCCAAGAGAACGGCGUUAGCCAAGGAGGGCAAAACACUGUUGCGGGUUGGAGAUUCCGUGCUGAUCCCCAGAAGGGGAGGUGCUAG
Molecule: messenger RNA, 393 nt
Organism: Colletotrichum truncatum
Lineage: Eukaryota; Fungi; Ascomycota; Sordariomycetes; Glomerellales; Glomerellaceae
Source: RefSeq, a predicted model, not a curated record